Quercus robur (English oak) is the source of this 597-nucleotide messenger RNA. RefSeq lists its product as uncharacterized. The record is from RefSeq and is a predicted model, not a curated record. Gene Ontology annotation, molecular function: catalytic activity. NCBI's taxonomy places the organism in Eukaryota, Viridiplantae, Streptophyta, Magnoliopsida, Fagales, Fagaceae. The coding region runs from base 1 to 597 and encodes 198 amino acids. The transcript has a single exon.
AUGGAGAUUCCAAAUAACAAUUGCUCCCAAAUGAAUGUUCUAUUGUGGAACUGUAGAGGUGCUCUUAAUUUGGAUUUUAAGAUGAGAGUUUUUGAAAUGGCUGUUAACCACUUUCCAUCCAUCAUGUUCAUUACUGAGACUAGGGUUGGAGGUGAUAGGGUUGCUAGAAUCUGUGAGGAUCUCCCUUUUGAUGGUUUCUUUGUAACAGAGACCAUUGGAUAUGCAGGAGGAUUAUGGUUGCUGUGGAAAAAAAAGGAAGUGGAUGUCUUUGUGCUGUCCUCAACCGAACAGGAGAUUCAUGCCACUGUUAAGGUACGUGAUUCUGACCUUACUUGGCUUAUUUCUCCUAUUUAUGCUAGUCCUAGAAUAGCUGAAAGGAAAAUUCUAUGGGAAAAUUUAACCCAAGUUGCUCAGUUGCACAAUAUGCCCUGGUUGUUACUGGGGGAUUUUAAUGAAGUUCUUAGCAGUGAAGAUAAAUUUGGUGGUAGGAGUAUAAAUCUUAAUAGAGCUUUAGAUUUUAAAGAGUGUCUGGAUACUUGCAGCCUCCUGGAUUUAGGAUUUUCAGGACCUAAAUUUACAUGGUCCAAUCUCAGAUAA